Messenger RNA from Chenopodium quinoa (quinoa), 5718 nucleotides. Its product is annotated as GDSL esterase/lipase At3g62280-like. The record is from RefSeq and is a predicted model, not a curated record. The transcript is spliced from 5 exons. The coding region runs from base 2542 to 3660 and encodes 372 amino acids. Lineage: Eukaryota; Viridiplantae; Streptophyta; Magnoliopsida; Caryophyllales; Amaranthaceae. Gene Ontology annotation, molecular function: hydrolase activity, acting on ester bonds.
AUGACACUAUCAUAUGAAAUCCAAGCAUGAUAUAUUACUCAUUUAACACAACUGUAUCAAAAUUUCCGAGUACUCCAGGCUAGUUAAUGUGAUGGCUGAUGAGUGACAAAGUAUCUGAACACUAAAAACAGUAAAGUGUGACAAUUAUUACUGGAUGAAGGGGGGAAAUCCAAACUUCUUCUCAGACAAUCUGAACUUGGGUCUUGAAUAAUGUAGAGGAUGAAGGGGAAGCUAAAUUAUGAAAAGUUUUGAUACCAAAGUUUGUAUAAUAGCAGAUGAUAUGAUAGUGAAGUUUUUUCAUGUCAGUAAUUGUCCAACCUAGGUUUAGUUUUCUAUUUUCAUUUUCUCAAUGAUAAUAUGAUAUGGGUUCAAAUAGUCCAAGAGCAAAGCCACCAGAAAGAUUACUGUAUGGUAACUCUCAACUGAAAAAUGAAGUGUCAUGACACAAGGAAAGGCAUUCACGUAAAGAGGUAAUUCGGAUACUCAAUAUCCAGCCUUUGAUUGACGUUAUUUUUCGGAUACUCAAUAUCCAGCCUUUGAUUGACGUUAUUUUGCUCCUACUUACAGAAAAAGGUUGUAUACAUCAUACUUGAGUCAUUUUUUUCACCUUAAAAGGUUCUUGUUUAAGGAAAACUAAAAUUGCAGAUUAUGAUUAAUUAAGUUAGAUAAAAUAACAUUAAGUUCAGUCAUGGAUCAGUUCGAAACAAAAACUAAUACAUACAUAAUGCACUUCCAUGUAUAAGAAAGAUGAGUUAAGAUGGAACCUUACCAUCUUUCUACACAUGAUCUGUCUCUGCUCUAGAUUCUCCUUGAAUUAUGUUAAGGAUAAAUUGAAAUACACUUCAUAAUUGAGUAUGUUUGUAUAUUCUACUUUUAGCAUACGGCGAGGACGAUCAUAGCAGGUAAGAAGGGAAUCAAUUAUACCAAACCAAAAUAAUGCAGAUGAGGACAAGCUUGAAAGUUGAAAGUGAUAACUCUCUUAAAGGCUAAAACAUCCCACAAGUUUUGUUGGAUUCAUUGGUGGUAGUCCAUUAGUAGUCUGAUUCCAUCAUUGAGUUUACUAAUCAUAAUCAUAAGACCAUUAAAAUGUGACAACAGCAAGUUAGUAAUAAAGUAUGCAAAAUUUUCUAAUGCAGAAAGUGUGUAUAAUGCAUUUAUUAUGAAUGAUGGCCUAAAUUUUGUGUCCUUUAUUAUCAGUAUGAUUGCCUCAGCCUUGUGGGGCUUCCCUUCUUUUGAUUCUCUCUUUUGCAAUUACUUUGAUAAGUCACCUUAAACAAAUUAAUCUCUAUUUGUUAAAUCUAAUCAUUAGUUUACUACUUUUUUGAUAUUCUAGUGUCUCAGUCUGGCUGUCAGAAUUAUUUGGCUAUCUGCUUGUGCUAGGUUCUUGUAAUUUUCUUCCCUCCGCAUUCAGAAGAACAAAAGAACCUUCCUAUUAUUAGAAAAAGGAUUGUAGAUUCUGUGAUUAUACAAUUACUAGGUUGUUUGUAAGCUAUGAAGCUCUCUGAAAAGAUUGUUUGAUGUCAAUUUUUCUAACAUACUUAAACCAUAAGUUGCGGGGAUAGCUCAGUUGGGACUUGGGAGAGCGUCAGACUGAAGAUCUGAAGGUCGCGUGUUCGAUCCACGCUAACCGCAUUUUCUAUCUACCUUUUUAUUCUAAUCCGUUGUUAGGUUUAAUUAUUGUUCUAUUACUUUUUGUAUGAGAUUCCAAUGUCUGUCUAUCAGCAUUAUUUGGAUUUUGCUGGUUUUUGGAGGUUUGCUCAUUCUGUAUUCAGGAAUGUUGAAGGACCAUUGAAUUAUUUUAUUUUUUUUUUGUGUUAAAGGCCUUUCCAUAUAAUAAAAUAGAUACAGUAAGUGUUGAUCCUUUGAUUCUCCUUCACGAACUUGUUUGCAAGCUACGUAGCUUUCAAAAUUAUGUCUUUUGUCAAGUAUUUAACACAUUGUAACCUCAAUAGCUCAGUUGGGAGAGCGUCAGACUGAAGAUCUGAAGGUCGCGUGUUCGAUCCACGCUCACCGCACUCUAGUUACUCUUUUUUGCUCUUCACUGAGACAAUGACUACAUAUUGAUCUUUCCGACUAAUUUACCCUUCAAUUGUUUUCCUAUUUUAAAUGCAAUCUACAAAUUUGAGAUCUGCUUACAAAGUCAAGGUUUGAUGUAGAGGAGUUAUCCUAAACAUCUCACUUUCAAGUUUACUGCAUCCAUGUGGCUGUUUACAUCUAAUGCAUUAUUUUAUAAUUCAUACUAGACUUUCAAAGUUGUGCGUAUGUAAGGAACCGAUUUUAAUAUUUGUUUAAUUUUUAUCUCAGCUUAUUUUGAGGAUCAAGGAGAAGAUAAACUAUCUUUAAUUGAGCCAAAAUUUAAAUACAAUUACUAAUGGUUGUAUUUUCAAUUUGUAAUGUUUCUCUAUUGCUUUUCGAGAUAAAAAUUAUGUCCUCUUGCCAAAUUGCUGUAUUUUGGAAAAUAAAAUAAAAAUUGACCAAGAAAAGAAAUAAAAAGAGAGGAUUAAAGAUGCUAAGCCUGAGAAUAAGUGACUCGCUGGAAUAAUGAUGGAGAUUCGGAUGAUGAGUGCAAUGUGGUGUUGGAUGAGCAUACUGCUGCUGCUGCUGUUACUAACACUCUCAAAUGGUGUAGAAGGUACUGGACGUCUGAAGAGGCCCCUUGUUGUUAAUUUUGGAGACUCGAAUUCAGAUACUGGAGGGGUGCUAGCUGGUACUGGACUUCCCAUUGGCCUGCCGAAUGGUAUUACAUUCUUCCACAGGGGCACAGGCCGAUUAGGCGAUGGUCGUCUUAUAAUUGACUUCUUCUGUGAGCACCUGAAGUUGAACUACCUGAGCCCAUACUUGGAUUCACUGUCACCAAAUUUUACCAGCGGUGUUAACUUUGCUGUCUCGGGUGCAACCCUGCUGCCAAAGUUUGUUCCUUUUGCUUUGAGUGUCCAAGUUCGUCAGUUCAUUCACUUCAAAAAUCGAUCACUUGAGCUCCUUUCACUUGGAUCCAGGGACUUGAUCGACGAAGAAGGGUUCCGCAGAGCACUUUAUACGAUUGACAUUGGACAAAAUGAUCUUCUAUUGGCCCUUUAUGCAUCAAAUAUAACAUAUGAUCCUGUUGCUCAAAAAAUCCCAUCCUUUCUUGAAGAAAUUAGGUUGGCUGUGCAGGUAAGCUCUCAACUUUACCAAUAUGGUGGGAGAAAAUUUUGGAUCCAUAACACAGGGCCCUUAGGCUGUCAACCCAAAGAACUUGCCCUGCAUCCCCACAAAAGCAGUGACCUUGAUCGCGUGGGAUGUCUUCGUGUACAUAACCGAGUUGCAAAAACCUUCAAUAAGGGGCUCCGCACACUGUCUGAGGAUCUAAGAUCGGUGUACAAGGAUGCUGUCAUUGUUUAUGUUGAUGUAUAUUCUGUCAAAUACAGUCUCUCUGCCAACCCUGAAAAAUAUGGAUUCAAAAACCCAUUUGCAGCUUGCUGUGGUCAUGGGGCUCCAUACUUCUACGACAGAAACGCAACAUGUGGGCAGCCAGGUUACAGCAUAUGCAGCAAUGUAUCACAGUCCAUAGUUUGGGAUGGAGUUCAUUAUACUGAAGCUGCUAAUUGUGUAGUAGCUGCAAGAAUACAGUCAGGAGUUUAUUCUAGCCCGAAAAGUAAGCUUGAGCAAUUCUGGAACUAACCCCUGAUUUGCACUAAUAUAGGCUAUUACUAGAGUGAGUACAUUGAAUGUUUGCUUAAUCAUUUCUUGAAGUGGGAUUGAGCAGGAAAUUUAAAGAAAAACUUUGUAGUUUGGAAUGUUUGCUUCAUUCUUUCUGUUUCGGAUGAAAACAAUGGGGCCUUGCCGAAGGCCCGCUGAAGUGGCUGAAGACUGGUCCGGUCCAAUUGAUGCUGGGCCGAAGGUUUCCUGCACAACUAAAACACGUAAACUGGCCUCGGGGGUGGAUCCGAGGAAGACCCCUCCGAUGCCGAAGUCAAACAGUGUUUAGAGAGAGAAAGAUAUGCAAGAGAUUUAAUGCUUGAGGCUUUGUUGUGUUGUAAUGUAUAAAUGAAUGAAUUGAAGGCUUUUAUACCUUUGCACAUGAUGAGGGGAGAGCAAUUGGGCCUUUAAAUAGUCAUGGGCUGACCAUGGCAAUUCGGACCAAAAGACUCUUGGUUGACUUGGCUUAAUUGGAGGCUCGGGCCUUGACCUUGGAAUAUGAAGUCAUUUAGUGAUCAGGCCCAAUAAGAUAAUUGGACCCAAAUACAUGACUAGGCCCAAUUAGAUAAAUUGGACCCAAACACUUUCUUUGACCCAAUCAAGGUUGAAAGACCAGAAUUUGCAUAGUAAUAAUACUUGCUUCCUGGCUGUGAAUUACUUCACAGGAAUAACUUUCGUUGUAGCUUAGAUAAAUAGUCAAAAAUCCUGCAGGGGAAAUAAGAACCAGAAAUCAGGAACAGACUAGUGGAACCCAAUUGAUCGCAACAUGUGACGUUUCAUUUACGCUUUAAUCUGUCAAUGAUUAAGGUUCAAUCAGAGGUUUAUAAACCAUGUAAAAACAUUAGAUGGAAGAGUUAUGGACGAAAGAAAUUAGGAAUACAAUAGGAUGUGUGGACCAUGGGAGAGGAAGAAGAUCAACCAUUAAAUUUUCUUUUUGUUGCUGUUGAUGAAGCCCUUAAUCUAAAGCAAAGCCACCAGACAAAAUCAUUGCAUGACAAUUAUUAAUAAUGGAGGAAUUUUAAGCAUAAAAAGUAUCGAGUUUUUGAAGGAGAACACAUAAUUCAAUAGAGGCGAUUAAGGUAACAGUAUGAGUAAUUAAAAACCAAAUUGAAGCUAGCUACCUACUAAUAAAAGAAGUGAAGUUGACAUGCAUACAUAAAUAAAGAUUGAAAAGCUUGGAAAGAAAGAACACUAAGAAAUAAGAAUGUGAGUAUGAACUAUUACAUCAGCAAUCUUAUCAGUCCCACAGUCUCCACUAUUAAGAGGGAAUCCUAUAAUUAAAGACUGUCUUAUCAUUAGUUCACUUCCAAUUAUCAGAUACCAAGUGAGCCCUUGCAUUUGAAUAUAUAGCUCAAAAAAACCACAAUUUAAGUCUUAUGUAUGUAUAAUGUAUUGGUAUAUGUCAACCUAUGUUGGUUUAUUGUACUCCUUGGUAUAUUGGUAGCUAUGUUGGACGGAAAUACGGAAGGAUGAGGAUUAUCAAAAGUUCGUUAGUACUACAACGUAUUACUAUAGUACUUUACUAAUCUUUAUUAGUGUGUGCAUCAUUUUACAUGUUAUAUUUCAACAACUAAGAUGUAUCUUCUUAGAAAUAUGAAUUUUGGUUUGUUUUUUAACCAAAUCAUUACUUCCUCUCAUCUUUAUUUCUUCUCUCUUUAUAUGUUUAUAUUCUCUCUUCUCAUGACUAACCUCGUUAAUCAUAUGUUUUUUUUUUAAAAAAAAAAAACCUCGUUAAUCAUAUGUUUUUUUUAAAAAAAAAAACCUCGUUAAUCAUAUUCUUACAUUCUCAUAUCUCAUUUUCAAUAUUAUCAGACCCCAUUCUUUAAUCAAUCUAUUACUUGUACUUAGUUAUGAAAUAUGUGAUAUAGAGUACUAAUCAUACUAUAGAAUAUAAUAUACAAGUAACAAUUUUUGCUUUUUUUUUACACUAUACAAGUAAUAAUUUUGGACUCCCCUAUUACUAAAUGCACUUAUGCAACCCAAAAAUGAAAAUGAAAAUUAAAAACCAAAAAAAAAAAAAAAAAAAAAAAAAAAAAAAAA